AUGCUACCUGAUAAAGAAGACUGCCCUGUGGUAGCUGGGGCACAAAUGUCUCCCGAAGGAGAAGAUCCUUCUGUCAGUCUAUUCAGAGAAUACCUCCGCCUUAGGACAGUCCAUCCUGAACCAGACUAUGAUGCCGCUCUGAGAUUUCUGGACAAAGUUGCAGGGGAACUCGGAUUGCCCAUGAAGAAGAUAGAGGUAUGUCCAGGCAAAGUCGUGUCCAUCAUGACCUGGCAAGGAACGAACCCUAACUUGAAAACUGUUUUAUUGAAUUCCCACACAGAUGUUGUUCCAGUUUUCCAGGAGCAUUGGAAAUAUGAUGCUUUCAGUGCUUUCAAAGAUGCAGAAGGCAACAUUUAUGGACGCGGCUCGCAGGACAUGAAAUGUGUGACAAUACAGUACAUUCAGGCUGUGAGAUGGCUGAAGGCUGCAGGGCCGAAAUUGUUGCGUACGGUGCACUUAAUGUUUGUUCCUGAUGAGGAGGUUGGAGGUGAGAAAGGCAUGGAAGCAUUUGUCAGGCAUCCAGAGUUCCAGAAGUUAAACAUUGGCUUUGCACUGGAUGAAGGUCUGGCCAACCCUGGUAAUGCCUUCACUGUCUUUUACGGUGAAAGGAAUCCUUGGUGGAUUACAAUCCACUGUCCAGGCAGUCCUGGUCAUGGCUCAAGAUUUGUGGAGAACACAGCGGCUGAGAAGCUGCGCCAUAUCAUCAACUCUUUCCUGAAUUUUAGAGAGAAGGAGAAACACAGGCUAAACACCAGCCAGUGUUUUACACUCGGUGAUGUCACCACAGUGAAUAUGACCAUGGUGAAAGGAGGUGUGGCCUACAAUGUAAUUCCAGCUGAAAUGGACGUCAGCUUUGACCUUAGGAUCCCACCAACAGUUAAUCUACAGGAAUUUGAGAAAAUGAUCCAAGGGUGGUGUAAGGAAGCUGGCGAUGAUGUGACGUAUGAGUUUGCUCAGAAACACAUGAACCAGAACAUUACUUCCACGCAAGAGAGUGAUCCCUGGUGGAGUGCCUUCAGCCAAGCCUGCAGAGAAAUGGAUAUAAAACUGGAAAAGGAGAUAUUUCCUGCUGCCACAGACAGCCGUUUCAUCCGAGCUGUGGGCAUUCCAGCCAUUGGCUUCUCUCCGAUGAAUCAGACGCCAAUCCUGCUGCACGAUCACAAUGAAUAUCUGAACGAACAUAUCUUCCUGAAAGGCAUUGACAUAUACAAGAAACUCAUUCCAGCUCUUGCCAACGUACCUGCCUCUCCAGAUGUUUAA
Messenger RNA from Nerophis lumbriciformis (worm pipefish), 1260 nucleotides. The record is from RefSeq and is a predicted model, not a curated record. NCBI's taxonomy places the organism in Eukaryota, Metazoa, Chordata, Actinopteri, Syngnathiformes, Syngnathidae.